CGCGGCGAAGCGAAGCGCGGCCCGCGGUGCCGCCAUGGCGAGCGGCGCCGCGGCGGGCGCGGGCCGUUACGGCGACCGUUACGGCGACCGUUACGCGGGGGCUCCUCAGACGCAGGCAACAGGACAAACUGCUAAAUCAGCAAGGACAGUUGUCAUCUCCGGUGUUCCGGAUGGCCUUUUGAAUGAUGAUGUCAUGACUGAUACACUGGUGAUUCAUUUCCAAAUGGCAAAGAACAAUGGUGGAGAUGUGGAAGAAAUAAUGUAUCCAACAAUGAAAAAAGGAGUUGCGUAUUUAACUUUUGAAGAUCCAGAAGUUGUAGAGAAUGUUCUAAAAAAGGAUGAACAUCGACUAGAAGACAAGAGGCUGUCUGGAUACUAUCCUCUGAAAGUAACCCGCUGCCCACAGUAUUACUGUGAAAAUGUCUUCAGCUCUGUCACGUCUGUCCUCAAUAUGUCUAUUUUCAAAGAUCAAUUUGUUUUAGAAGACCUGAUACAAGAACUUAAAAAGAACAUCAGAGCUUUGAGCUUUGGUUGUUUGGAGUCCAACGGACAUAUUUCUGUUCAAGGGCCAUUUCCAGCAAUCAAAUUGCUAAAAGACUUUCUCUUAUUAAAAGCAAAAUCCCUUUCAGAGAAGGACAAAGGAGAAGAAAAUAAGCCCCUUCAGAGACCAAAGAGAAAGCUCCGGCAACAAAGACUUUCCAUGGAGACAAGUAAUUUAAUUCCUGAUCCAGAUGGAGAAAAACAGGUGGUUGUUCUUGACACAGAUAUAUACCACUACAUGAAACACUUUUUUUUCAAGAAAUUCCUAGUAAAUUAUGAUGUUGUAAUUUCUGACAUUACUGAUGGUGAGAUAACUACAGUGUAUCUUGAGAAUGCCAGAAGUAGGUCUGGUGCUGGACAGGUUUUAAGAAUCAAAGAGGAAAUUGAAAAUCAGUCAGUAAAACUUCAUAACAGUUUACGUAAAGAAAGGAUCUAUCUUGAGGGGCGGACGGGAGAUGAAAAGCAGAAAUACAAACAGGCGUGUGAAACUGUAAAAUCCCAUUACCCAUAUGUUUUGAUUAUUCCUUAUGAUACUCACAUUGAUAUUAUAGGAGAUUCUUCUGAGAUUUUUGAAUUCACAAAGAAAAUAAGCAGAAAGAUUCAGAAUCAAAAGAUUCAGCUAGAAAGAUUGUGUUCACGUGACUGCUGCAAGUGAAACAAGUCAUCUCUGACUCCCAGUGAAGGACAGCAGGGCAACAGGGAAGUCCUAGCUCUAGAUAGGAAGUUUUCAGUUCUGUACCUUUCACACAGGAUUUCAAAGCAUUUUACUGAAUAAGAACCGAGCUUGUUUGCACCAGGCAUUUGCCAUGGGCAGUUUCUUAUUCCAUAUAAAAACUCCAUUGUACCUUUGACCUGCCACCUUCAUAAUAAUUUCACAAUCUAAUGAAGAGUUAGUUAACAUAAGUUACUUUCUAGGUUGAAUACCUUGGAGCACUAAAUUUCCCUUUGAGAGGUACUGUGCAAUGCACAGAGAUGAUUAGAUUUUAACAGGUCUCAAUGUAUAUGUAUAGUUUAAAAAAUCAUCCUUAUAUGUGUUACUUUUACUUUACAGAGCUAUCAGAAUGAUGUCUGUCUUGCUCUUCACUUUCAUUUUUGGGGUUAAAUAACUAUUGUUAAACCUGAAUGCUCAUUACAGAAUUCCACCUCACUCAUUAAAAUUAGGGACCAAGUCAGCCCACAGUAAUGCAGUUUAGUAUUUUUUAAAAAAACAAGUUUAACUUUUUCUAUAUUCAUUUUAAGGUUCCAAGUGCCCCACCUUCCCCAAUUUAGGCUUUUAAAUCAUUUUUUUUUUCUAAACUAGUUCUAUUUUUUGUGAUGUGAUAAUGUUCAGAAUACUUGCUCUUUUGUCUUAUGUGUAGGCAAAGCUCUUAAGUUUUUAAGGCAUUAAAUAAAUGAAUUGUUAAAAA
Messenger RNA from Rhea pennata, 1946 nucleotides. It is a transcript of the gene RBM43, whose product is annotated as RNA binding motif protein 43. The transcript is spliced from 4 exons. The record is from RefSeq and is a predicted model, not a curated record. Gene Ontology annotation, molecular function: RNA binding. NCBI's taxonomy places the organism in Eukaryota, Metazoa, Chordata, Aves, Rheiformes, Rheidae. Bases 35 to 1195 code for a protein of 386 amino acids.